UUCCAAGCUUCUUACUAGCCUAUAACUGUGGGACAAGUGCUACUUUCUACUUCAGAGUCCAAAGGCCUCACUGGAGCAUCACCUUGGGCAAACCCAGCUCACACCCUUCUGGGCAAAGGAGGGAAAGCCAGAGCUAGACGCCUUGAAUAACUGGAAACACCAGGUAACCGGACAGGAAGCUCUGUUCAGGCAGGUGGAGAGGAAGCUCUGCUCAGGCAGGUGGCACGUGGCCACCGAGACCUAGUUAGGAAGCCUGAGUUGCAAAAAAUAGCUGCUGGAGAACCCCACGUCUCCUGUGACGUGAGCCCCGAGGAUGAGGCUGCUCAAGCUGCUGAUUUUCCUGGCCCACUGGGGAGUCACCAAGGCUGGACCAGGAAAGUUCUGGCACAUCUCUGACCUGCACCUUGACCCUGACUACAAGGUAUCUACAGACCCACUACAGGUAUGCCCAUCAGCCGGCUCCCAGCCGGUGCCCAACUCGGGCCCCUGGGGUGACUACCUCUGUGAUUCUCCCUGGGUCCUCAUCAACUCCUCUAUCUACGCCAUGAAGGAGAUCGAGCCGGAGCCAGACUUCAUCCUCUGGACAGGUGAUGACACACCUCACGUGCCCAAUGAGAGGCUGGGAGAGGCGGCCGUGCUGAAAAUUGUGGAGCGCCUGACCAAGCUCAUCAGAGAGGUCUUUCCAGAUACUAAAGUAUAUGCUGCUUUGGGAAAUCAUGAUUUUCAUCCCAAAAACCAGUUCCCAGCAGGGAGCAACAAUAUCUACAAUCAGGUAGCAGAACUGUGGAGACCCUGGCUCAGUAAUGAAUCCAUUGCUCUCUUCAAAGAAGGUGCGUUCUACUCUGAGAAGUUGCCGGGGCCAAGGACGACUGGGCAAAUUGUGGUCCUCAACACCAAUCUGUAUUAUAGCAACAACGAGCAGACGGCCAGCAUGGCUGACCCUGGCCGGCAGUUCCAGUGGCUGGAAGACGUGCUGAGCAAUGCAUCCAGAGCUGGGGAAAUGGUGUACAUUAUUGGCCACGUGCCCCCUGGGUUCUUUGAGAAGACGCGGAACAAAGCUUGGUUCCGGGAGGGCUUCAAUGAGAAAUACCUGAAGGUGGUCCAGAAGCACCAUCGAGUCAUCGCAGGACAGUUCUUCGGGCACCACCACACGGACAGCUUUAGGAUGUUCUAUGAUGAUGCAGGUGCCCCCAUCAGUGUCAUGUUCCUUACACCUGGGGUUACCCCAUGGAAAACCACAUUACCUGGAGUGAUCAACGGGGCCAACAAUCCAGGUAUCCGGGUGUUCGAAUACGACCGAGCCACACUGCGCCUGCAGGACAUGGUGACUUACUUCGUUAACCUGAGCCAGGCGAACGCGCAGGGGAUGGCGCGCUGGGAGCUCGAGUACCAGCUGACCAAGGCCUACGGGGUGCCCGACGCAGGCGCCCGCGCCAUGCACGCUGCGCUGGGCCGCAUCGCCAGCGACCAGGGCACGCUCCAGCGCUACUAUGUCUACAAUUCCGUCAGCUACGACACGCGGGCCUGCGACGAGGCCUGCCGCGCCGAGCACGUUUGCGCGCUUCGCGAAGUAGCUUUCGACGCGUACGCCACCUGCCUGCGCGGCCCUGGCACUGCUCUCGCACCCGGGCUCGCGCUGCCGCUGGCGCCGCUGCUCGGCCUGAGCGCGUUGCUCGCGCGGUGACCUUGGGCGCCACCUGCCGGA
Molossus molossus (Pallas's mastiff bat) is the source of this 1705-nucleotide messenger RNA. RefSeq names its product sphingomyelin phosphodiesterase acid like 3B (gene SMPDL3B). NCBI's taxonomy places the organism in Eukaryota, Metazoa, Chordata, Mammalia, Chiroptera, Molossidae. The transcript has 8 exons. Bases 314 to 1684 code for a protein of 456 amino acids. Gene Ontology annotation, molecular function: sphingomyelin phosphodiesterase activity. Gene Ontology annotation, biological process: sphingomyelin catabolic process. The record is from RefSeq and is a predicted model, not a curated record.